GGGAUCGUUUCGGGUCCUGGGAUCAUUUCGGGUCCUGUACAGUUCUCCUUUCGGACGCGAGAGGAAGUGGGCACCCUGUGGAAUUCUACUUCUAAGUGACCGAGGAACGAGAGCCUCGAUUCAAAAUGGAGUCCGCCAUCGACAAAUUAGAAGCUCUGCUCCAGAAAACAGACUCAGACUUGAACGUGAUUUCUCUGCGACUAGAUACAGAAUUUUCUCAACAAUUUGCUAAAAUUGGAGAAAAGAAUUUAAAUCCUGUGAAGCUGCUGGAAAGAAUCAACAAAGCCAAACAUGACUUCAAACUGUUGCAAACAGAGAUGAUGGAAAUAUCAAAGAGACAGAAAGAUGUACAGGCAGAACUGACAAACAACCUGGUUCCAAUGCAACAAAUGAUACAAGCACUUCAAAUACAAACAGGACUAGAGGUUGCUGAGAGAACAGAAGAGGAAGCAUUUUUAAGGAAUAUUGCACCAUCUACAGCGCUUUCUCAGAAUGCUGAAAGUUAUCAAAAAGAUGAUGAAAAGGAGAACAAUAGGAUUCUUGAAAACACUGAAAACCUAGAAAUAAAGAGAAAUCUGAAGGAGUUCAUUCCCGUCACUGAGGCAGAAUUCAAUUCUGUAUCAGAACUUAUUCGGGGGAGAGUAAAGCUUGAUGCUGUGAACAAGGUUCAUGAGACUCUGUUUGAACAUUUCAAAAAGAACAAGAAAAGCUCUCCACUUAUGCCUCAAGAUAUGUUUCGAAUGGGAUUAAAAGUCACUGGUACAACAGGAGAAGCUAAGUUAAAGGUUUUGAGAGCACUGAAAAUUAUAUCAAUCUCAAACAAAGGAGCAGUCAAGUGGCAAUCAUGACACUAGGAUAUUAUAGCCGGUAUAGAGAAAUUGUGUAUGUAUGGCCAUACAGUAACAGACUGCAACAGUAGGCCUAAAUGUUGCAGCAGUUAAUUUCAGUAAAAAAUGCUCCACAUCCACAUAAACAAUUUUCAAGAAUAUUUGAAAUAUGUUGAGAACAUUUUUUUAUUCAAGUAUCACAAAUACAAAAAGAAAUACAAAUGUUGUAGUUAUUAGAGAUUGAAAUAAUUAAAAUUUGUUUGUUAAUACUCUUAAA
Nematostella vectensis (starlet sea anemone) is the source of this 1104-nucleotide messenger RNA. Its product is annotated as spindle and kinetochore-associated protein 2. The transcript has 10 exons. Gene Ontology annotation, biological process: chromosome segregation; cell division; mitotic cell cycle. NCBI's taxonomy places the organism in Eukaryota, Metazoa, Cnidaria, Anthozoa, Actiniaria, Edwardsiidae. Bases 126 to 848 code for a protein of 240 amino acids. The record is from RefSeq and is a predicted model, not a curated record. Gene Ontology annotation, molecular function: microtubule binding. Gene Ontology annotation, cellular component: spindle microtubule; outer kinetochore.